Molecule: messenger RNA, 1955 nt
Organism: Colossoma macropomum (tambaqui)
Lineage: Eukaryota; Metazoa; Chordata; Actinopteri; Characiformes; Serrasalmidae
Gene: vps37a
Product: VPS37A subunit of ESCRT-I
Exons: 13
Coding region: 261-1433 (390 amino acids)
Biological process (GO): protein targeting to vacuole; ubiquitin-dependent protein catabolic process via the multivesicular body sorting pathway; protein targeting to membrane
Cellular component (GO): ESCRT I complex
Source: RefSeq, a predicted model, not a curated record
GCUGAGUGGCCGCUCUCCUCUCCACACGCUCUCUACGCAGCACGCGGUGACGAGUUCACCUCCUCCGUCUCGGCUUUUCUGGAUCUUCUGCGUGUUUACUUCAGCUCCAGGCGCUGUAGCUCAACUCUGAGGGCCACCGACUUUCUCCUCGGCGUCAUUACUCGCCUUUGAGCUGUUAUAAGCGCCGUAUUUUCUCCUCUUGUGUGAUGUGAUCAUGUCGGUCAGGGAGCGCUGCUAAUAAUCAGUCGUCAGAUGCGAGGAUGAACUGGAUUUUUCCCCCCUCCAAGGGCUCUGGAGCGAUCCCCCCUCCUCUGAACAGCUUACAGAAACAGAGGCAGCGGCAGGUCGAGUCCCUCAGAGCCGCUCACUCCAGUAUUGCAGAGAUCCAGAAAGAUGUGGAGUACAGAAUUCCUUUCACGGUCAACAAUUCGACCAUCAGCGUCAACAUUUUGCUUCCACCACAGUUCCCUCAAGAAAAGCCUGUGGUCACAGUGUAUCCGCCUGUGGGUCAUCAUUUAGUGGACAGUAACAAUGGUACCAUGGUCACCAGCCCCCUCAUUACUAACUUUGGAAUGCACUCCGAUCUCGGAAAAGUAAUCCAGAGCUUGCUGGAUGAGUUCUGGAAGAGUCCACCAGUUCUAAUGCCCGGCGCGCCCUCGUUCCCCUUCAUGUACAAGCCGUCUGCGAUGCCCCCCUACCCCACCCAGAACUUCCAUUUCGUCCCUGCCUUCCCGGCGCAGGACAGCCAGCGGCCCAUGGUUCCCGCCCCUGUGCCGCCCUCCCAGGGGGUGGAGCUUCAGCCGCCCCAGCCACGCCCACCCGUACCAGCUUACGGGCUCAUCACGGACCUUCCGCUACCUGUGCCCACCUCUGACUCACAGACGGGGCUAAACGGGCACAUGUACAAGAUGCCCGAAAUCCCAGAAUCGUUUCCUGAACUGUCUGAGAUGAGCGUGUCUCAGCUGAAGGAUAUGAAUGAAAAUGAUGAUGUUCUGCUAGAGUUCUUCGCCUCUCUGCCCCAACUCAAGCAGAUCUCCUCCGAUAAAGAAGAUUUGGUCAACAGUAUCGUUGCUUUGGCCAAAAAAAACCUGCAGCUCGAGCCUCAGCUGGAGGGUAAAAGACAAGAAAUCCUGUUCAAAUAUGAGCAGCUGACCCAAAUGAAGUUGGCGUUCCAGACGAAGAUGCAGAGACAGCACGAGCUCAGUGAGAGCUGCAGCCUGAGCGCCCUCCAGGCCAGGUUAAAGGUCGCAGCCCAUCAGGCUGAAGAGGAGUCGGAGGAGACGGCCGAGAGCUUUCUGGAAGGAAAGACCGACAUCGAUGACUUUCUCACCAGCUUCAUGGAGAAGAGAACGCUCUGCCACAGCAGAAGAGCUAAAGAAGAAAAGCUUCAGCAGGCCAUCAACACUCAUGGACAGUUCCCCAGCACACACUAGAGCUGGCCUGCAACUGGUUUGGGGAUGGUCCUCCAGCAGAACGGUCUGCUGCACAAGCACCCCAAGCCCUACUGCCAGACAGAGCAAAGCCUAGGAACUCUCGAUCUGGAGUCCUAGAACCUUCAGGCCGCAUGACAGUGAAGAAAUCGCUCAUGUAAGCUGACGCCAGGACUUCCAGGACCGAAGUUCACGUUGGCUUUCGUUCUCUAACUCCUGUGACGUUCUAGACUGUAGAUUUGCCCUGUGUGACAGUAGUCAACAGAGGGGAGAUGCGUUCUCUGAACUAGACAGCCUUUCAAGCUCCUGUUAGUACGCAGUAUCUAUUGAGGGUGGGUUUCUUUUAGGGUGGGCCUUCUACGCACUUGAAGACGAAUUUGAAUACGAAGAUGCUGCCAGAUACUUCCCAAAAACGAAAAAAGAAUACUGUAUUUAAUAAUGUUGAUAAUAGGCUUUAUUAUAAUCAGACAUUGUAUUAUAUGUUUAUUUAAUUUGAUAGAUUAAUAAAAACAUUUAGAAUAAUCA